CGUCUCCCGUUUAGACUCGGGCACAGCACGCGUGUGCGCGCACGCGCGCGCCAUCCCAGUAGGUGUUUCCAGCUGCCAGCCUCCUUCCUUCAAUCCCAGCCGUUUCGCUCUGCCUCCCAGCUACAACCUCAGCUUGCUCGCAUCAGACGCUCGCUGCAACGGUCGAAGACGGCCGCACCAACAACGAUCGCGAGGGUCUCAUCACCACCGGGAGAGGAACUCGGAGCGAGAAGUGCUUUUCUGACUUUAUUAGGCUUGAUGAACAUCCCGGAACCUGCAUUUCUGCUUGCUUAAAUACAACUCCCGGUUAUCUGCUUAUCAUCCUCAAGGCACUUGGUGGAAGACGAAGAGGGUACUGAAAAGACCUAGUGACGCAAGCGUCUAAAUAAGCGGAUACGGACCACUAUCUUCCGUUCGUUGCCUCGUGCGCUGAGCAGGGCGCGCGCUCGCGUCCUGUUGGCGACCCCGUCCCGUUUAACAGGUGCGCUGGCUGAGGUGGGCCGCCUUUGGUAAACGAGACGCAUUCGCUCUGCUGCUUCUGGAAGCUUUACACCUGGAAGUUUUUUUUUCUCUCCCACUCUAGACAAGUUAAUCAUAACGUAAACAAAAGAAGCAGACGUUUUAUAGUUCAUUUCAAAUAUGUCUAGAGACAGCGUUCAAAUCCCGGACGACCUGGCAUUCGCUAAUUUUAGAAAUGAAUGCAAUUCGGAAGAAGGCUGGAGUUUGACUUACAACAAAUCCGGAAUAACCGUGUGGAUCCAGAUUCUGGAGGUAGAGAGGUCGCUGCAUAAAAUUAAGUGCCGUAUGGUGAGUAAAGAUAUUUCAGCAGAGACUAUGUAUGAUGUUCUUCAUGAUAUUGAGUACAGAAAAAAAUGGGACGCUAAUGUGAUUGAAACCUUUGACAUUGGCAAGCUCACAGUGAAUGCAGAUGUUGGAUACUAUGCAUGGAAAUGCCCCAAGCCUCUGAAGAACAGAGAUGUCAUUACAUUGCGCUCAUGGUUGCCCAUGGGAAACGAUUACAUCAUUAUGAACUAUUCUGUGAAACACUCUAAAUAUCCACCAAAGAAAGAUAUGGUACGUGCAGUGUCUAUACAGACUGGGUAUUUGAUUCAGAGUCAUGGACCUAGAAGUUGUACACUUACUUACCUAGCACAAGUGGACCCCAAAGGUUCCUUACCAAAGUGGGUUGUGAACAAAUCAUCGCAGCUACUUGCCCCUAAAGCAAUGAAGAAGAUCGGCAAAGCUUGCUUGAAGUACCCAGAAUGGAAACAGAAACAUAAUCCUCAUUACAAGCCUUGGCUGUUCCCUGAACAGAGUCGUCUUCCAAGUAUUCCACUUUCGGAGCUAAGCAUCCAGCAUGCAGAUUCGCUGGAAAAUAUCGAUGAGAGUGGCCUCAGUGAGGCUAAAGAUGAACGUGCAGAGGGUAGUGAUGAAGAGAGCACUAAUUAAGAAUCAAGGCCCACGUUUGGUUAUCCAUAUUAUCACACACAUACUUAAGGUUUCUGAAUUCUCACGUUUCCACUGGUUAUUGGCUAUGCACACUUGUCUAUAUCAAUUCAAGACACGCUCCACAGAAUUUUGCUCUUCUCCUCCUUUUAUUUUUCACUUAGUUGAGCUUGCAUGCACACAUUCCAGGUGCACAUUUGCACAGCAGGGUGGCUGCCAUCUUACCUGGAUAAUAGAAGAUAGUUUGUAUGCCGUAGGCCAUUACAUAAUUCGUAACACUGCCAAGUUAAAGCCUCUGUACUAGUCCUGACAUCAUUUAUUUGAGAUUUGUUUCAAAGAAGGCCUCAAGCCGUAAUUCUAGACAUGGGUUUUGAACACAUUCCUGCCUUUUGGUAAGUUGGGAGAAAUUCUAGCAUUUUGUAAAAUAACUGCAGUGUAACCCUAUCACUCCAUCACAACCAAACAUUUUGGGUUAAUUGGCCCAGGUUAGUGUUUUUUAAUGUAUUCAUUUUUUUACUUACCAUAUCAAGAAUCGCUUGUCAUAUUUUUAACUGAGAAGCGUCGCCAGUAAUACUCUUUUCCUCGUUGUUUGAUAUGUAAAGGCCCCUCUUGCUCAGACAAAUCACAAGUGGGUCGUGGGUUAUACAGCAGGUGAGAUCACUAUCAGUCAGGCAUUGCCAUUGUAUUUAUUUUAAGAACAAGAAGCAAGAAUGAAAGGUCCCACCUUGGACUGCUUUUCAUGUUUCACCUGUAUUUGAUAUUCAAGGCUUUGCUGGGCAAACCAAUCACUGGUGUUCCCUUUUGGCAGAGUAUCCUGAUUUUCCUGCCCCUCACUUUUUGAUUAUUUGCCUGGCUGUGUGCAGUGUGUGCUGAUUUGUUCUUUUGAGAAGAUGUUCAGAAGAUGUUUACACAUUUUGGUUUCUGGGAAGCUCUUAACGAUUGUGCUUGUUCCUUGAUUGGAGUUUUGUUUCAGGCCUAUCUUAAUUAAAUGGCCUUUGAGUCUCCUUGCUCUGGGUUCUCGUGUUGAUUUUGAAUUGCUUCUUUAUAUUCUGUUCUUGUAAAACCUGUCCAAGUGGGCUGAAUUUUGAUAAGUGUGGGGGGUGACUGGUCAAAAAGUUUUAGGUGGAGUGUAUGAUAGAGCGCCUUCAAAGAAAAAUGUCUUUUUAUGACUUGUGCAAUGGGGACCUUCCUAAAGUGAAGUCUGAGCUGCUAAAUAGCAAUUACCUCCAAAUGUUUUGAUUGCCUUCCAGACACCGGCACAGAUGACAUUCAUUUGCUGUUUUGGGAUAGAGGAUUCUCAUCUUAGAAUUAUUUCAUUUGACCUCAUUGUUCAGUGUAGACAAGCCAGUGGAGUCAAUGACGAAUUCCAUGAUAAGUCAUCUGUUGAGAUGAAGCCUUCAGACUCAAUGGCUAAACAUGGCAGCAAUAGAACAUUAGAUGUAAACACACAAUUUUAAGGAUUCUGUGAUGUAACAGUAUUUUUACUUUUCACCUCCUGUUUUUUAGAGGCUGAAUCAAUUAUUCCUAAACAGCAGUCGGUGUCUGAUUUUACUGUGAACUGGUGGAGUUGUUGAGAUCUCUGCCAUUUGUGUGAUGUACGGUACGAGGAGUGCUCCAUUGUCACAGUGGAUUGCUCCUCGUUUCAUCCUUGAAUUAAAGCCCACUGUUCUCUUCAGUUUGUGUUGUCCAGCAUUACAUUUUCAGUUGCAGAAUGAAGGAUACAGAAACAACACCAAAUGGGUUCUUGUCAUUUGUGUAAACAAAUCUGCUGAAUUGUGCCUUUCAGGCUGACACUUUUCUCUCCAUUUAUACCUAAUCAAGUCUCAGGAAGUCAAGGGUAGAGGGUCUGCCUCCCUACUGAGCACAGCAUGAAAAGAAGGAAAUGGAAAAGGUUAAGAACCCGCUGCUUCAGUCGCUUCCUCACACGUGGAACGUGGGGUGUCCCAUAGAGUUGUCAUGUUUGCUUGCUUGCGUGUCCUGUCCUGGUUUUCAAAGAAACGCUGGCCUUAAUUUCAAGGGGAUUUAUUACCCAGAUGUGGAUUCUCACUUUAUGCAAACUGAAAAACAUUUUGGGGUGGGUGAAAGGAGGUGGUUUUGAAUGAAAUUUGUAUGAGUGGGAGGCAUCGAGUUCAAGAAAAAUGUUUAGUUUCUGUUAAUGAUGAUUUUAACUCCUAUAUGAUCAGCAGUAAAACUCCUAAAGAGAUUUUGACAAAAAUACUUAAAGAAAUGUGUGAACUCCAAUCAUAUUGUUCUUAAUGUUAGCAGCAUAAAAAAUGAUGAAUAAAAAACAAAUGGUGUUAAGCCAAAGCAA
Messenger RNA from Polypterus senegalus (gray bichir), 3757 nucleotides. RefSeq names its product StAR-related lipid transfer (START) domain containing 10 (gene stard10). The record is from RefSeq and is a predicted model, not a curated record. The transcript is spliced from 6 exons. The coding region runs from base 640 to 1449 and encodes 269 amino acids. Gene Ontology annotation, molecular function: lipid binding. NCBI's taxonomy places the organism in Eukaryota, Metazoa, Chordata, Cladistia, Polypteriformes, Polypteridae.